Molecule: messenger RNA, 3973 nt
Organism: Megalopta genalis
Lineage: Eukaryota; Metazoa; Arthropoda; Insecta; Hymenoptera; Halictidae
Product: endoplasmic reticulum aminopeptidase 1
Biological process (GO): proteolysis; peptide catabolic process
Cellular component (GO): cytoplasm; membrane
Molecular function (GO): metalloaminopeptidase activity; zinc ion binding; peptide binding
Source: RefSeq, a predicted model, not a curated record
CAUGCGUACAUAAAAAUAUAUACGUGCAUCAAAAAGUAUAUAUACACGUAAUAAGAUAUAAAUAUUAUACACGUAUAAUCUGUAACUAUAGAGGCACGGGGACCAAUAUAACGUAGUAGAUCGUCUCGCCUUGAUAUCCGUCUAUGAGCUAAGGCAAAUAGAUCCGAUGAAAGUAUGUGCCCGGCCGCGCGUUUUCGAAAAUGAUGAGUGCAUUGGUCGCGAAUCGCACGCAGCGCAACAGUUUCCCGCACGGUUGAUACACCGUUGAGAGAAAGGGAGUGAAAAGUGUGUCAUUCUUCGGAAGCAUCAACGUCGAAGAAUGUAAUUCGCUGAGAGUCACGGGGAAUAGAGAGCCAAGGAAGCGUGUGCCUUCCGCCCCGAAGUUUCCGCCGCGCGCUUGCAACACGCUCGCCGGAUAAAAACCCAGCCAGAGGGAGAAAAGCAAAAUGCCAGGGGGAACGUCGACGCGAGAAAGCAGCGAAGCGAUCCGCAUGGAACCUCUCGGCAGAACCUCCAGUUCCCGUAGUCCCGGGCAAAACGGAACCGCCAACACCACCGAGGUGCCGGCGAACUCAGGAGAUAGCAACACGGGAUUGCACAAACGUAGCAUUUAUGAGCACAAUGGGGUCGUGUGUUCGCAGAAAAGGGCUCUUUGCAUAGCUACCGUCGUUUUUGCGAUACUUUUCGCCAUAUCAUUCAUCAUUGCCUUCGCGGGACCACAAAAUGACUGCCCUUGCGCUGGAAAAAAGCCAGCUACCCUGGAAAUCGAGGACGAUGAAAAAAGCAGCGAGCCUCUUGCAACUAAUGGAGAGGUGUUCCCUUGGAAUAACGUGAGGCUACCAAAGUUUGCCCAUCCCACUAGAUACAACAUUACCAUCCAUCCAAACCUUACCACAUUAGAGGUAAAAGGACAGGUCACAAUCGAAUUCCAUGUCGAUAAAGAGACCAACUAUAUCGUCUUCCAUAGUAAAAAUUUGACAAUAAAUGAAAAGAUGGUUAAAGAUCGUAAAGGCAAUAAAUUAAAAAUCGCGAAGCUUCUGGAGUAUCCGAAACAUCAGCAGCUUUAUCUGGAGCUCGAGGAAAGCAAAUUUCGGAAAAGGGGAAACUAUACGGUGCACUUAAGGUUCACCUCGAAGCUGACGAGUGAACUCGAAGGGUUCUACCUUAGCAGCUACGUUACCCCGGAUGGAGAAAAGAGGUACUUGGCCACGACGCAUUUUGAACCGACGUACGCGCGUUCAGCGUUUCCAUGCUUUGACGAACCACAAUUCAAAGCCAAGUUUAAAGUAUCGAUAACCAGGGAUAGAUUUCACAUUGCGCUGUGCAAUAUGCCCGUGAUGAACACCGAAGAAGCGGGAUUUUAUAUGGGAACGGGACUUCUGCGCGACGAUUUCCAAGAAUCCGUCGAGAUGUCUACAUACCUGGUGGCAUUCGUGGUGUGCGACUUCAAACGAGUCUCGGAGCUGACGAAGAGAAACGUUUCUGUAAGCGUCUACGCAGCGGAGGCGAUGCUUCCACAAGCGCAAUAUGCUGUAAAUACCGCUGCUCGUACAAUUGAUUACUUUGAAUCUUUUUUCGGAGUAUAUUACCCAUUACCUAAGCAAGAUUUGAUAGCAAUUCCUGAUUUCGCCGCGGGUGCAAUGGAAAAUUGGGGCCUAAUCACGUACCGGGAGACAUCCAUACUAUACGACCCGCAGGAGACGUCAACGGGAGCCCAUGAAUGGGUCGCCGUGGUGGUAGCUCAUGAGCUGGCUCAUCAGUGGUUCGGUAAUCUCGUCACUAUGAAAUGGUGGAACGAUUUGUGGCUGAACGAAGGAGCGGCCAGCUUCUUCGAAUACAAAGGAGUAAAUCAUAUCUCACCGAAAUGGAGCAUGAUGGAUCAAUUUAUUUUGUACAAGACCCAACCGGCCCUCGAUCUCGAUGCCUUAACUAGCAGUCACCCCAUAAGCGUGCCAGUGAAAGAUCCGAACGAAAUCGAAGCUAUUUUCGACGACAUCAGCUACAGCAAAGGUGCUUCCAUUCUGAAUAUGCUGGAAGGCUUCCUCUGCGAAGAUGUUCUAAAAAGCGGGUUGAACGAUUAUUUGAACACCCACGCGUAUGGUAACGCAGACACGAAGGAUCUGUGGGCGGCUUUCACGAGGAACGCGAAUCACACCUUCGACGUGAAAGCUAUCAUGGACACAUGGACGCAACAGAUGGGUUUUCCAUUGAUCACGAUCACACGUGACGGGAAUACCAUCACGGCAAGCCAGAAACGAUUUCUGCUUUCACCGGCAGAAAACGAUACCGAAUUGUUGCAACCAAAAUCGCCCUUUGACUACAAGUGGUACGUCCCGUUGAGCUACUACACAGACAAAGAACCGCGCAAGCUUCACAACGUGUGGAUGAAUUUAACCGAUGUUACGUUCGACAUACCCGAGGACGUCGAGUACAUAAAAUGCAACGUGAAUCAAAGCGGAUUCUAUCGCGUUACUUAUCCGGAAGAAAUGUGGACGGCGAUCAUUGAUACUUUGCUGAACGAUCACACGAAAUUUAGUCCUGCUGAUCGGGCGAAUCUGAUCGACGACGCGUUCACUUUAUGCGAGGCGGGCGAAUUGAAUGCUACGAUACCGCUCGAAUUGUCGCUUUAUCUUCUGAAUGAGAGGGAAUACGUGCCAUGGGCUACCGCACUUGGGUAUUUACACUCUUGGAAAGGAAGGUUGAGCGAGAGUCCAGGCUACAAGAGAUACAUUACGUUUUUGAAGCAAUUGCUGACUCCGGUCACGAAAUACGUCGGCUGGGUCGACGAAGGAUCGCACUUGAAAAAAUUAUUGAGAAUUGCUGUCUUGCAAUCAGCUGUAACGUUGAAAUUAGAGGACGUUGUAAAACCAGCGAAAUCUCUCUUCAGGAACUGGAUGGUGGACGGUGAACGAAUCGCUCCAAACAUUCGAGAUGUUGUAUACGUAGCAGGGAUCAAAUUUGGUAAUGAAGAGGAAUGGAACUAUUGUUGGCAGAAUUAUCAAAAUACUCAAGUACCUAGCGAGAAAAGAAUAAUGUUGCAAGCAUUGGGUGCAACAACAGAUUCCUGGCUACUGCAACGUUACCUCCUACGUUCGUUAGACCGGGACGUUGUAAGGUCGCAGGACGUUGAAACUGUCAUAGCCUCGGUCGCUAGUAAUCAUGACGGUCAGUUUAUCGCGUGGCGACACAUUAAAGCACAUUGGCCGCAAAUACAUGCUUUAUUUGGCAACGGAUCGCUGACAAUGGGAGGACUGAUCUCCGUUGUCGUCUCCGAUUUCUUCACGGAGUACGAUUACUACGAAGUGUCGGAAUUCUUUAAAAGGGUGGACGUUGGCAGCGGGCAACGAGCACUGGAGCAAAGCCUAGAGAAAAUCAAGUUCAACAUACACUGGGUGAAAGAGAAUGCCGAUGUGGUCGACAGAUGGCUCAUAAACUAUAUGAACGUUCACACGAGUUAACCCCUUGCUCAUAGGGAAUGGAACAAAAAUGACGCAGAACUAUCAUUCAGUAAUUCCGUGACGAUCCUUACCUUUUUCGUGGUCAUCAUCGACGCAUGAUGGCGGGCGAUGCACCGAAACGAAAACGUAAGAUCUCUGUCGUCGUACACGAGGUAAUCGAAAUCAUUUAUUUACCACUUAGAUAUAAUUCGCAGAUCAAAAAUGACCCAUUUCCGUCAUGCGCGUCGAACGGUUACUUUCGGCGGACGAUCUCUGACAAUCCUUCGAUGAACGGAGAACUGUUCGAGAUGCACCGAUAAAAAGAAAACCAAAUAAAAACCAAAAAAAGAAAAAACGAAACGAAGAAAAAAUCGAAAAAAUAUAUUGUCCUAAGCGAAACGAAAACGAAAAAAAAAAGAAGAAGAAAGAAAUGAUUUAGCUGCGCGAAAACUCUCCCCGCUGGAAAGAAUCAUUCGACGCAUCGAAACAAAGCCGAAUUGUUUAUAUGUAACACAUUAUACACCGAUUUAUACGCA